AUGGCUGUAGAUGCGUGGGAUUUAAUUGAAAAGAAAACUUUAAACAAGGCUUGGAACAGAGUACUUAAUCGGGAGAAUGAAAAUUUAAUAACCAAUACGGAUGAUUCUAUUUUGGAGGAUAUAAAUGAGCUAAUGUUAAAAAUACAAAUAUGCCAGGAUUAUGAUGAAGAUGAUAUGAAAGAGUGGAUCACUUGUGACAGUAAUGAUCAAGGCUUUCAGAUUAUGUCGGAUGACAAAAUCGUAGAAAACAUAUUGCAGAUAAAUGAACAGCAGGAAAUGCAAGAAGAUCAAACAGAAGAAAAUAUAGACAUGGAAAAUGAUGCAGGACCAUCACAUGAUGAAGCACUUCAGGCCCUGGAAACGGCUCUCAAGUGGUUUCAAAAACAAACAGAGAGUGAUACUGUGAGUUUACUACAGCUCAAACGAAUUCGUGAUAUAGCAGCAAUAAAGAGAAAAAGUGGCUUACGUCAAAUGACAAUUACCAAAUAUUUUAAACGAAAUUAA
Parnassius apollo (apollo) is the source of this 504-nucleotide messenger RNA. The record is from the annotation of a GenBank genome assembly. Lineage: Eukaryota; Metazoa; Arthropoda; Insecta; Lepidoptera; Papilionidae.